AUGGCCAUAAGGAUACUUAACUUGACCACAAGUUCAUCCGGAUGUGAAAGAAAUUGGAGCACAUUUGAAAUGGUAGAUGCAAAGAGGAGAAAUCAACUAGAUGUGGCCCGUAGGGACAAUCUAGUUUAUAUCCAAUUCAAUGGAAGGAUGAUUGAUAAAAGAAAGAAGUUAUCCUCUUCUAGUGAUGUUCUUCUUGGUGAAGAUGCUUCACGAGCUCAAGAUUGGAUAUGUGAAGAUGCAUAUAUCGAUGAGGAGAUUGAUCCCACUACAGGCAUGCCGUACAGCAUCAUUGAUGAAGCAAUGGGGGCAAGCGAUCCUGUGGAGCUUCGUAGAAGUGCAAGAGUUAGAGAACUCCAUGAAGUUGAAGAAUUCGUUGAGGAUGAUGAUAAUGAAUCAGAUCAUGAGAUAGAGGAUGAUGGGAUUGAUUAUGAGUCCGAUGAUGAUGGAGUGAUGGCAACCAAAGACGAUGAUGAGGAGGAGGAACCCCCACAGCCUUGAGCCAUUUGUCACCAACUUAUAAGAUCUUUAUUAUUGCACAAGACCUUAUUUUGCUUCUAUUUCCGUGGCUGAACCUUG
This is a messenger RNA of Triticum aestivum (bread wheat), 576 nucleotides long. RefSeq lists its product as uncharacterized. Lineage: Eukaryota; Viridiplantae; Streptophyta; Magnoliopsida; Poales; Poaceae. The record is from RefSeq and is a predicted model, not a curated record. The coding region runs from base 1 to 498 and encodes 165 amino acids. The transcript is spliced from 2 exons.